Molecule: messenger RNA, 8610 nt
Organism: Ostrea edulis (European flat oyster)
Lineage: Eukaryota; Metazoa; Mollusca; Bivalvia; Ostreida; Ostreidae
Product: sodium/calcium exchanger 2-like
Exons: 21
Coding region: 4364-7210 (948 amino acids)
Biological process (GO): cell communication; calcium ion transport; transmembrane transport
Cellular component (GO): membrane
Molecular function (GO): calcium:sodium antiporter activity
Source: RefSeq, a predicted model, not a curated record
UUGUGACCUUGACAUUGACAAUCAAAAUUGUUUAACUUUGUGCUUAUAAACUUUGAACAUUAAGUGGGAGUCCAUUGAUAUUUAUAAGUGAAUGAAUAGCUGUAAUUCUUGUUUCAAGACAUUUCCUCUUUCUCAAACAUGUCCUGUUUAUGUUGUAUUAAUUAAAAAAAAUUAUUAAUGUGGAAUUUGUUGCACACUUUUAUACAAGAAGGUACUUUUAUUUCUUGCUUUUGAUAAAUGGUAACUGAGCUCAUCUAAGACCUCAGUUUCAGGUUCUAAGUUGAGAAGAAUUAUCAUUGUUUAGUUCUUGGAGGUCAUCCUGAAUUAAUGUUUGUUCAUAUUAAACUGUAUCUGACAUUCCUCACAUACCCAGAUAAAAAAAGAAAAUGAUUGAUGGGAUAGUUUAAUUACUUCAACAUGUAAAUUACAGACGUAUAGCAUACAUUAUAUACACACAGCAGGCUGCCAAAAAUUGAUAGACAAAACUGUGGAUGACAAUAUAUAAACACUAUGUCUUUUGAUGAUAAAUGUUUUGGAUAAUAAAUCUUGCCUCGAUACAUGGUUACAUAACUGUCUGUCCUCAUUUUAUAUCAACAUUUCCUUAUGCCUUGCAUAUAUUCUGUCUAAGUUGUGAUAUUUUCAAACCUGGCAGUGUUUCCGUGCCGUUGCUCUAUAUAUACCCUUGUACAGUACAAUUGCUAUAUAACAGCUAGCUAGGCCACAAAUGCUAGUCAAGGAUAUUAACACUAUUUAUUGGCAUUCAGUUUAAGUGCUGACAUCAUUCCGACUGCAGGCAGAUUGAGAAUAUACAUUAAAACACUUUCAGUAUGAACAAUUUAAGAUAUUGCAAAUUUCUCAGUCAUAACACAAACUAUUUAUGCAUCUGCCACAAUGUUGUCAUUUCUUCACUAAAAAAAUCAGUUAGAAUAUCUUCAAAUAAUUUGCAGCAAAAUUUACAAAUAUAAUGGACUUAAUUGUUUUCUUGCCCCUUGUGAGUUUUCUUGCUUUUUUGAGAUAUGCAUUAAAGCAAUGCAUUUGGACUAGCUUGUAUAUAUAAUGUAUCUAAAAAAAAAAAAAAAAAAAAAAAAAAAGAAAAGAAAAAGAAGAAAUUUUUCAAAAAUCAUUUUUUAUUUGAUUCUCUACUGCAUUAUUCCAUUGUUCCUUCUUUUGUUUUUGUCACUGGAUAUAUUAACUUGCAAGUACUGCACAAGUAGUAUCUAAUUCUAAAUCAGAAUCAUAAAGAAACUUCAACUAAUACUUGUUCCAGUGACAACCAAGCCACAAUAUGCAGGUAUGAGGAGUGAAUAAGUUACAUCCAAAUUGGGCUGCUAGGCAAAGUGAAGUCCUAGAAAGUCACAUUAUAUGCUCAAGUUCCAAUUGCCUGCAUUACCAAAACUACCAGUGCUUAUUUUGAAAUGAAUAUUGCAUUAAUUCAUGAUAUUGUAUGAGAUAUUGAUGUUGGGUAUGUUUUUUAUUUAUUUGAGUAAGGAUCAUAUAUUACAGUAAAACACGGUUACAACAAACAGGCUUAUAAUGAAUCCAUGCUCACAGUGAAGUGAUCUGCAGUUUUAAAACAUAUCAUGAAUUUAUUUCAUAUAACAAAUUACGUUUACAAUGAAUGAAAAUUGUUUGUUCCUAGCACUUCACUAUAAGCAUGUUUUAUUGUACUGAGUCAAACCGAUUUUUAAUGUACAGUACGUAAUACAAACAUUAUACAUUGAAUUUUGGAUAUUACAAAGGAAAGGAAUUUGUUAUAACCAAGUUUUACUGUAUUCACAUACUGUUUUAUUAAGUAUGAAAUACAUAUUGAUUCAUUUAAAGACAAUAUUUUCCAUUUCAAAAUUUUUUAAUUAGUUAGAUAUGAAUUUGAUACUUUUCACAUCGGCAUACUUCAUGGAAAAUAAACCAAUGAAAAAGUCUUAACUUCAUCAUUUUUACAUCUUCGGAUACCCACGGCUGAUCUCGAUCAUCGUCUUGAAGACGAGAUCAGCCGUGGGUAUCCGACGAUGUCAUUUUUAAUGACAUACUUUCUUAUAUAUUCAAUAGGAAUUCAGUGACACCAAUAUUUCAGUCAAAUGCAAGUUUAGUUUUAAAAAGGUGUUUACAUUUGUCAUCUCAUUGUGAUGUCAUAUGUCCUGGAUCAGACUUGUUUAAUAUUCCUCCUCACGGGUGUGAUUUCAUGCAAAUUAACAUUUUCAAAUUUACAUAGAAAAACAGCAGUAAGAAGAAUAUGUAUAUACUUUAUAUUCUACCAUGGUUAUUACAAAGAUCAAAGGAAUUCCACAGUCAUUAUUCUACAAUAUACCUUCAUACAUAUUAACUGAUUAUGAGAAAAUUGAUGCACAUAUCUCACUUGCUAAAGCAACAAUAAAAUCGAUGACAGAUAAUUCUAUUUUAUAAUCAUAAAAAUCAAUCAAUAUAUGUUGUAAACAUUUGUCAUUCAUUAUAAACCAAUCGUCUGCAUUCCAAGAGGAAUAUAGCGAUGCACAUGCAGAUAAGUUUUUUGGAAACUGUAUUCUAAGCAAUUGAUAUAAAUCCGUUAACAUCAAACUAAAUACUUGAAAUAUUUUUUAGUAUACCCCUAUAUCUCACCUUUUUCGUCAACUGAAAACAAUGUAGACUGUUUCGGAAACUGCUAUGACAUCACAAUGACCUAAUUCGUAGCUACUGUAUAUAGGAAAACGAUCGGCUGUAUAUUUCUGAGCCGCAGUAGAAUAGAAAUAAAGUUCUUGUUUUCAUGUAUGUUGCAGGAUAUCCUCCUUGGUCUCAAAAUGUUGUUUGAAAUAUAAAAGCCCUGGCUUUUAUAUUUCAAAUCAACAUUUUUCGACCUCUGAGAUUAUUCUGUAACAUACACAAAAAUGUGUUCAUUACUUCCUGAGUAUACACCAGGUUUAUAAGUACAACUAGCAAUGCUGGGAUGUUGGUUUUGUUGCAUUAAUUGUCAUUUCCAUUGCACAAAUUUAAAGCAGAUUGAUAUAAAUGAUAGGAGUUACUUUCGUUUAAUGGUAAACCUAGGCAAAAUUAGAAUAAGAAAUUUUCAGUAUACUAUGGCAAAAUUUCUAGCAUGAUACACUGACUUAUGUUAAGCAUUAUUUGCAGCUGUCAACAUUUUAAAGAUCCUAAACGUCUAGUUUUUGAAAUGUCAAUUGAAUAGAAUAGCUAGGUAUUGCAUAGUACUAGCUUACCUAAGUGGCCUUGCAGCUUAUGCCAGCCUCUCACUAUUGAAAGAUGUAUACUACUUGACCAACUUCUUUAGUACACUUGUUAGCUGAUGUAAACUUCUAGUCAGGGGUGCUUUUUUGCGUGUAUUAGAUGUCAAACAACAAUUCCUGGGCAAUAUGACAGAUACUCAAAGAACAUGUGUCAGUAGGACCCUGUUAAUUCCUCAAGAAAUCUUAGACACUGUAGUUUCCUAGCAGUGACUAUACUUCAGUUAGCAAAAUAUAAGAGUUUUUAAAAUAUGCACACACUUUUAUAUGUUAUUCUUAAAAGAGAAAAUGGUAAUGAUCAUUUGAAUAAAGAAAAUCUUGAGGAAACAUUCAAAGAUAAAGGUCAGAGUCUUUAAUCUGGUGUGAAACAGUGAAAAAAAGUAUUUUGCAAUCACUUUGACUCUCUCAAGUUGAAAUUUUAAGACAUUAUGUGUUGAUUAAUUGUUCCGCUUAAAAGAAUAAAGAGAUGAGUGCUGUUUUAUGGUCGACAGUAUCAGUAGUUUUUAAGAUUUUAAACAAAAGGAUAUUCUAUACCUAUUUGAAUUUUCAUAUAAAUGACUGGAUUAUAAUCUAUCAAAGUUUAAUAUGAAGUCGUUCACUCCAAUUCAGAGACAAGGUCUUAUAUUAUGAAAGGUAUAUUUAAAGGUUAAAUUGGACUUGUUAAAUUUGAUAUUAUAGAUUCAUCAUGCUCGAUUGGCUUCAGUGUACAAUGCCUUUGCCCAGAAGAUCUAUUUGAUCUCUUGGUAGUCCCCUUACAUCUGAUAAGAUUAUCUAAUUGCUGAAGUCUGUUGUAGCCUAGAGCUUAAUACACAGCUAAUACACUGUUGGUGGGAGCAUCUACUUGUGCUGAUGGAAAUUAUCAAAGUAUUCAGCAGAGCUGGGGAAUUGUUUUAUUUUAUUUCUCACACAGUGGUGAUGUAUGUCAGAGGAUGAAGUAAACACUCUGGGUUGAGAGAGAUUUUUUUGGUAUUGAAAGCUUUUUACCAUCGACACAUGUAUAUAUAGGUAGCACGCUUGCUCAGUGGUGAUCUUAAUUGUUUCUGUGUAAUUUGCGUAGACCUUAGCAGUCUCAGAGGAAGAGGUCUGUGAGGAACUUUACACUGCAGGAUCACCAGAGGGAGGGAUAAAUUGUGUUUUCUUACCUAAAGUUCACCAUGGUGUAUGAAUUGAGAACUAAUUACGGAGACAGAGGGUAUGUUGUGGAAUACCUUGCCAGCAAUACAUCGGAGUAUUGCAAAAGUUGGAUCCUAGUCCCAGCAGAAAAUUUAUGGCCGGAAUGGCUCAGGGGAUUGUUAUACACAAUCUGCAUGAUUUAUUUUUUCCUUGGAGUAGCCAUUUCCUCGGACAUAUUCAUGAACAGCAUUGAGGUUCUUACUAGCAAAAAACGAAUUGUAAAACAAUGGGAUUCAGAAAAGGGAGAAAUGAGAGAGGUGGAGGUAUUCAUUUGGAAUGAGACUGUUGCUAACCUGACUUUGAUGGCAUUAGGGAGCAGUGCUCCAGAAAUUCUUCUUGCCACUUUUGAGUCAAUUGGUUCCCUUGGUAUAGACAAUUCGGAUAAGGACUCUCUAGGAACAUUUACCAUUAUUGGAAGUGCAGCAUUCAAUCUUUUGAUAAUCACAUCAGUUUGUGUGGUUAGUGUUGGUAACGGAGAGACUAAAUCUAUCAAAGAGUUUGGAGUCUUCUUACUGACUGCCAUAUGGUCACUUUGGGCCUAUAUUUGGUUGCUGCUAGCCGUUCAGUACAUUUCCCCGGGGGUGAUUGAUCCCUGGGAGGCCUGGGUAACCCUCCUCUAUAUGCCUCUCUUUGUCUUCCUGGCCUAUGCCACAGACAAUGGGUGGUGGAAGGAUAAAUGUUGUAAGAAAAACAAUGAAGUAGAUGCUCAGGAACCUAAACAAAUGGACCACAUCAGGAUCAUGACCAACCAGCAGAGAAGAGGAUCAUUUGCUGGACAUGUCACCGCAGGAAAAGAACUCCACAUGCUGGAGGUGGAACGGCAACAGAAACUAAGUGUGCUCAGCCUGAAUUCUCUUGAUAAAAAAUCAAGAUCAGAUGAUCAUCAUCCUUAUGGCAAUGACCGUCGACUUUCUUUAUCUCCUGGUUUGAAAUCCACCAAAGACAUCAGUGUAUUGCUAGACAGUGACAGCCACGAUAAGGAGCAUGAUCAAACUAAUGCUGAAGAUCGACUAGUCAAGUUAGAGAAGGGCACCAAGGAGCCCCAGCAGUCAUUUGCCAGGGCAAGAAAUCAUAAAAAUAUCAACACCAGUGUAUUGAACAAAGCUCGGUUUCGCCAUGCCGUGGUCAGUGCUAUGACUGGAACGAAGAAGAGAGUUGGUAGUGGCCACAAGUCUGCUAGGUUUGCUGAAUUAGUUAAACAGGUUCAGACCAUCAACCAGGCAAACAAGGACGGCAAAAUGCCUGCAGGUGACUUGUAUGGAAAGUUUACAUUUGCAUCAGACAGAUAUGCUGUUCUUGAGAGUGCAGGGAAGCUUACUAUUGAUGUUCUUUUUCACAGAAAUAUGCCAAAAGCUGGGAUGAAAGCACAGAUUAUGAAUGGAGACACAGUUGCUUUCAAGAAUGGCUCCACCCAGCCUACACCGAUUCCCCCCACUGCCAACCCGGCCAACAAACAAAAUGUAGAACAGGUGUUUGAGGGGACAGUCAAUGUAGAGUUUGAGACCAGGGAGGGAUCAGGGAAAGCUGGCAAAGAUUUCAAAUACCAGACCGGUGUCCUGACCUUCAAGGACACCGAGUAUCGACAGUGCAUCACAAUUGACAUCGUCAAUGACAAUCAGUUUGAGAAUGAUUGUGACUUUUACGUGAUUCUCAAAAAUGCAACAAAAGGUACAUCUCUCGGGGAUCCCAGCGUUACCAGGGUUACCGUUGUUGAUGAUGAUGAACCUGGAGAAUUUCAGUUUGAGACUCCACAUACCUAUGCUGAUCUGUCAUCAGGGAAAGUCAGAGUGAAUGUGGAGAGAGAUUACGGAUUGGAUGGCAAGGUCACAAUGGAAUAUUCCACCAUCGAUGGUACAGCAGUAGGUGGGACAAGUCUUUCUAAAGAUGUGGACUACAUCCAGGUGUCCGGAACGCUGGAAUUUAAACAUCAAGAAACCAGCAAAACAAUAGAAAUCAAAAUCAACAAGGAUUCCAAGUACCUGCAGAGUAUGGGAUCUAAAAACUUUGUUGUUGCACUGAAAAAUCCAAGUUUGGGUGCAAAAAUAGGCCACAGAAGUGCUGUAGUCUGUCAUAUAAACAAAGAAUCACUAGAGGAUCGAAUCGCCGAGGUUAUCAAAGAGGAGGAGGAAGACGAACCGAUCACAUGGGGAGGGCAGUUCAGGAAUGCUAUGUCUAUAGAGGGCGGUCAGGAUGAUGACGGAAAUGAUGUCCCACCAUCGUUCAUGGAUUAUUUUCUUCACUUCCUUACCUUCUUUUGGAAACUUGUUGGAGCAAUGGUGCCACCAACGACGAUGUUAGGUGCUUGGCCAGCAUUUGUAUUUUCCCUAGUGUACAUUGCAUUACUUACAUUAGUUAUUGAACAGCUUGGACAUUUGCUUGGUUGUGUAGUGGGUCUGAAAACCAGUGUAACUGGUAUAACUAUUAUUGCUUUGGGAACCAGUUUACCAGAUACAUUUGCCAGUCGGACAGCAGCCAUACAGGAUGAGCAUGCUGAUGCUGCAAUUGGAAAUGUAACAGGCAGUAAUAGUGUGAACGUAUUCCUUGGCUUAGGACUGCCUUGGGUGUUGAGUACUAUGUAUGCUUAUGCCAAUGGGACCGAGUAUAAAGUACCUACAGGAAACUUAACUCAGAGUGUUAUCAUCUUCUCCUCCUUAGGAGCUUUGUGCAUUAUCAUACUGAUACUCAGGAGGAAGUUUGUUGGCGGAGAGCUUGGAGGCAAAAAUCCCUUCAUCAAAUGGGGUAGCAGCCUUACUCUGUUUUUCAUGUGGACUAUCUACAUCGUUCUGGCAAGUCUGAAGGCCUAUGAAAUCUUGGACUGGAGUGUUUAAAAAGAAGAUGAGAACAAUGAGAGUGUGAAUGUGCCAAAACUGAGCUUAACCUGACUGAGGCAGUGUGUGAAACUACAGAGUAGGACUUAUAGAUGUAUUUGUGAUAGAUUUGGUGGGAUUCUUCACCGGAAAUUUUUGGGGAAAAGCUUCAGCUAAUUUAUUGAAAUCAUGUAUUCCACAUGGAGGAAUUUUCAAUAUUGAUAUUUUCGAUCAUUUUAAUUCCCACAAAAGAGACUUGUGAAUUAAAGUCGAAAUAAUGAAUGAGGUUUUUUUUAAUGGUAUUUGUUUUGACAACUGUAAGUAUUACAUCAAAAGUCAUCGCAUCUUCACAGAGUACAUUGUAUUGUUUAGGUACUUUUACUCCUAACCUCUAGUUUUAAGCACAUACAAACCCCCCAAAACUGUGAUAAAUUGUUGUUUUUAUUUUUGUAAACAUGACAUAUAUACAUUCCUAUAUGAACAUGUAAAUACACACCUUGAUAAGUGCUACUAGAGGAUGCUGUUACAAUAUUCGUCUGUAAUUUGUUUCUUUUUAUGUUGUUAUUUUUUCAUUGUAGAUUGCUCCAUACUAGUGCUUAAUGUUAAAGAGUGAUGAAUACAAACCAUAUUUUAUUCAAAUGUCUCUUCAUGGUCUUUCAUUUUGAUGCAUGGUAUAUAACAAAUGCAAAUGAUAUUAUGAUUUUGUAUGUUAUGUUGUUCGGAUUUUUUGUUGUUUUUUUUUUUAUUUAUUUAUUUAUUUUUAUUUUUUUUUGGCUGUUUGUAAUUAAUUUCCUUUGUGAUGCAUUUAGUAUUUACCAUGGUUUUUUUUAAAAAGAGGUCACUUCCCAUAUUUGCAUUAUUUUACACAAAACAUUCAGUAAUGAAAAAGUGUUUUGUUAUCGAGAAAUAUUUCAUAAAAUGAGGAUUAAAUCAGCAGUGCAGUUUUGAAUUUCAUUUUAGAUGGAAAUGCAUUUAUGUAAAAUCUAAUCACAAUUCAUUAUUUAUUGGGAUUGAAUGUUGUCACCUAAGCAAGAAUGUCAGUAAUAAUUGUGCCUCUAAGAUUGCACAUUAACCACCGACUAAGUUGUGAGACUUUUCUCCUCUUGUGUACUUAAUAUAGUGAUUUUCCCUUCAAAGUAAUUCUUAUAUUAAAGUGUUUUAUAAUGUUCAUUUUUUUAACCGCUGAUCAAAAUUCCACAGACGGUAUGUGAUUAUUGACAGUAUUAUUUAUUCUUUACAUCAAAAUAACUUUCACUCUUGUGUGAUAUUAACAAGUCUGUGACAAACAUUUGUAGAUGUUUUGUGAUUUCAUUGCUUGAUCUGAUCUAACAGUUUUAAAAAAGAUUUUGAAAUAGUUAUUGUCGACAAGAAUUGUUCAAGUGAGUUUCAAAAUUUGAUAAUAAAGUUUGACUUUAUUGGUA